GCAGAAAAGAGGGGACGCUCUCCUUCAGUCUGUCUCUUUCUUUCCCUGAUUUAGCGGAGGUGGAGAUUUUCAAUCCCACCCAGUCAGACGCAGGCAGGAGGAUUUGGUAAGACUACCCCGGGAAAAGCUACUCAGAGGAAAUUAUCAGCAGCAGCAGCAGCAGGCGCAGCAGCAACAUGAGGGGGAGCCCGCAGGAAGACGCACGCCUGGGGUGAAGAAGGGAGAAAUAUCACACUGAUACACUGAGAAAACCCUGUUUCAUUGAAUUUGCUUAUUUGGGACUUCAAGAUGGAAGCCUUGUGUUUAAGAGUUUCCUUGCUGCUGCUGGUUCCAGGAUUUGCUCUCAGUGACAGCUCUGACAGAGACACCGCCAAUAGGAGUGAGCUGGGAAACUACCUUCCCACCUUCUCAGGGAUAGAAUCCGCUGUACUCCUCACUACCAGGCAGCCCCUGGUGUCCAACCAAACUGUCAAGUGCUCCCAGCAGACUAAAAUUGCUGAAACUUUUAAAUACAUUAACACAGUGGUGUCUUGUGCCAUUUUCAUCGUUGGAAUGGUUGGGAAUGCAACUCUACUGAGGAUCAUUUACCAGAACAAGUGUAUGAGGAAUGGCCCGAAUGCACUGAUAGCCAGUCUGGCACUAGGAGACCUUAUCUAUAUUGUCAUUGAUAUUCCUAUCAUUGUGUACAAGCUCCUUGCUCAGAAGUGGCCUUUUGGGGAUUCUGAAUUUGGACAGUUUCUUUGCAAAUUCCUUCCCUUUAUACAGAAGGCAUCGGUGGGAAUCACAGUCCUUAAUCUCUGUGCCCUUAGUGUGGACAGGUACAGAGCAGUUGCCUCCUGGAGCCGUGUGCAGGGAAUUGGAAUCCCUAUGAUCACUGCUAUUGAAAUCUUCUCCAUUUGGCUUCUGUCCUUUAUAUUGGCUAUUCCAGAAGCAAUUGGUUUUGCUGUGGUACCUUUCAGAUAUAAGGAUGAAGGUUAUGUUACCUGCAUGCUUAAUCCUACAAAUAAUUUUAUGUUGUUUUACAAAGAUGCAAAGGAUUGGUGGCUGUUUGGUUUCUAUUUCUGCAUGCCACUGGCAUGUACUGCUAUCUUUUACACACUAAUGACUUGUGAAAUGUUAAACAGAAGGAACAGUAAUUUGAGAAUUGCUCUCAGUGAACAUCUUAAGCAGCGUCGAGAAGUUGCAAAGACAGUUUUCUGUUUAGUAGUGAUUUUUGCUCUUUGCUGGUUCCCUCUCCAUCUGAGCCGAAUUUUGAAGAAAAUGGUAUACAACGAAAGAGACCCUGGCAGAUGUGAACUGCUCAGUUUCUUGCUGCCACUGGAUUAUAUCAGCAUCAACCUGGCAACCAUGAACUCUUGUAUAAACCCAAUAGCUCUCUAUUUUGUGAGCAAGAAGUUUAAAAACUGUUUUCAGUCAUGUCUUUGCUGUUGCUGCUCUCAAUCCAAAAGUCUAGUGACUUCAAUGCCCAUGAAUGGAACAAGCAUUCAGUGGAAAAAUCAAGAACUAAAUCACAAUACAGAUCGAAGCAGCCAUAAAGAUAGCAUAAACUGAAAAUUAAAGACUCUGGCACCACUUCAGAAUCAAAUAGGAAAAAAAAAGUCACAACAAAGCUAUUUCAACAGGAAGCCCAGUGAGUGUUCCAUAUAGCAUAACCAAUUCAGAAGUCUGCACCCUUGUAUAUAAUUCCAGAGGUGCUGAGUAGGUUGAAUAUAUAUGUGAUGUUCUGUGAACUGAGAUGCUCUGGAUGGUAAUUCUGUCUCUGAAAUUUAUAUUGAUAUGUUUAUAAAACAAAAAAAAACGACUUGAACUACACAUGUGGUUUGCUCUUCUGAACCAAGUAAGAACUGUCCUUCUAUCUCUGACUGGUACACUACAACCUUUUUACCUGAUUGUCUCCUAGAACUAAUCACCACAGAAAUUUUCAGAAGAUAUCAAAAUGGAAUCUGUCUGUGACUGUAUAUUUUAUCUCUGCCCAUUUGUCUUUUAACUUUUAUUUGUAGUGGAUAUAUUCCAUACGCUGGUAUGUUCUGCAUGUUGUUGUUGGGUUUUUUUUCAAGUUUAGGUUUGAAAAUGUGUUGGUUCAUACCAGUAUUUUAUUUACUUACGUUAUGAGUCAGGACAUUAGCUGGACAGUUCACAUUUGUAGCACUUCAAUACCCAAAAAUAGGAAAAGACCAUUUAAAAUAGCACCAACAUUUGGCACUUAAGCACAGAUUAAUACCCCAAAAGAGGUAUUAAUAACACAGUACUAUACUGUGUUAUUUAUUUGAAUGCUUUCUAUGAAGUAAACAUAUUCUAUACCAGUAAAAAGAAUGAAAAAUGUCCAUAGAGGGGCACCUUACCAUGUGUUUUUAAUCAACUGCCAUGUUAAUUCUUAAACUAUAUGAACCUAUUAAUCUAUUUAGACUAUAGCUGCUUUAAAUAUAAAUUGAAACAAGGGUCAGUGGAAUACAGCAAAACGUUAUUAAAGCAGUCCAAAGAGUUUUAAGAAAAUGAUUACUAUCAUAGCAACUAUGCACAACACUAUUUAAACAGACAUAAAGUUUUAGUCACAGUGAAUAUGAAACUGUGGAAGCCCAUUACAGCUGUAUGUGCAUAAGGAUAUUUUGUACCUUAUGCUUGCAGAGUUUUUUGCAUUACUUUCACAAAAUUCAAACAUUUUAAUGGGGUUUUUAUAGUUUACUAGAAUUAUUAACCAUACAAAUGCUAUUAAUAAUAUAUAGAAAAUAUUGCUUGCAUACAUGUAAAGAGGUGAUCUAUUUUUCAUUUUCAUCAAUUAUGGUUACAUGGCAAGAGAUUCAGUGUUUGGCUAUAAACAUUUUAAAUAGGUAGCCUUUUAUUAAAUAGUAGAAUUAAAUAGUGUGGUAUCAUAUACAAUAUGCCUCCUUCAUAAAUCAGCUAGGAGAUUUAUAGAAUCUGUUGUGCAAGGUUGAGAAGCUGUAACUAAGACUCCAUGAGUUUUUAAAUAUCCAGUUACAUUUCAAGUGAAAGACUAAAUUCUAAUUUUUUUUACAAAGUCAAAAUAUUAGUGCCUACAGUGACUUCUGCUGCACGAGGUUUCCAAAUGUUUACAUACACACAAAUAUUCUAACAUAUAUUAAAAGAAACUUCUUUAUGUAUUUUUGUGUGCUUUUGUCUCUAUGCCAUAUAUGCAUGUAUAAAUACAUACACGUUUAUGAUAAUACAUUAUAAGCCUAAAUACAGUCUUUUGACAGUGCCCUGUAGUAGUGUUCAAGAGUAUGCUCCUGAAUGAGACAGCUAAAUUUUAUUCAAAACUUUUCACCCUCAACUUGUAUCAAAGAUCACAGCAAACAAAUAACAAUGCUUUCCUCUGAGAAGCUUGGUUUAGUGGGUCUCUUUAUAACCUGACACUUUCACCACUGCUGUGAAGGUGCUGACUGGAUGAUAAAGGCAAACAGAAAAAAGACAUGAGGAAUAGAUUUAAGUGGUAAAUUGCCACUUCAUUAUUUCAAUGCAAGAAAAAAAGCUUUGUGCUCUUUCCCCACCUCUGGCCAUCUAACCAUCUGAUGAUUAGAUGGACCAAAAACUUAUCCCAUACCAGCAAGCCAAUAAUCUGGUCGUUCAAGGACAAUCUUUUCUACCUGUCUAUAUAGGGCAGUGAGCAGUAGAGGUAAUCCUGUCCACAGAUAGCUUUAGGUCUCUUUACUGCUACAAAAAGAGGAUCUACCCGCAAAAAUUUUAGCUCUUACCUACUUCUGAAAUUGACCAUUUUUAGGCUUUACCAGCCCUGGUACCAACCACAAGUCAUAAAAAGCUAACAUUUUUCCUUCCAACAUUAAGACUUUGAACAUUUGUCACUUUCAACCCAAUAGGUGGCUCUGUUAGAUGGCAAAGAAAGUACACACACAUGCACACCCAAAGCAGACUUUAAGACAGUUCAGCCUAUCUGUAAAAAACAUGUUCCUUCUCCCCAAAGGCUGACUGACCUUAGUGACAGCAUUAUAAAAUACAUGACUUGUAUCUUUUAACUAAAGAAAAAAAAAGGGUAAAAUAUCUAUUAGA
Messenger RNA from Struthio camelus australis, 4023 nucleotides. RefSeq names its product endothelin receptor type A (gene EDNRA). The record is from RefSeq and is a predicted model, not a curated record. Gene Ontology annotation, molecular function: endothelin receptor activity. Gene Ontology annotation, cellular component: plasma membrane. Lineage: Eukaryota; Metazoa; Chordata; Aves; Struthioniformes; Struthionidae. Gene Ontology annotation, biological process: endothelin receptor signaling pathway; regulation of blood pressure; developmental pigmentation.